CCCUUCGCGCCGCGGAUGGCGCAGGCGCGUUUCGGAGGCUCGCGCUUGUGCUCCGAGCGCUGAGAGCCGGGCCGGGCAGGCGGGCGCGCGCGGGCUGGGCAGACGGGACGCGCGCCGUAAGCGGGCCGCUGGAGGGGUCUAGUUGGGCGGUGUCAAGAGCCGGACCCACGAGCUGAGGAGUGGGCACCGCGAUGGCCGAGGGCAGCGCCGUGUCCGACCCUCACCACGCCGCGCGCCUGCUGCGAGCGCUCAGCUCUUUCCGCGAGGAGUCCCGCUUCUGCGACGCGCACCUGGUCCUCGACGGGGAAGAGAUUCCGGUGCAGAAGAACAUCCUGGCAGCUGCCAGCCCGUACAUCAGGACAAAGUUAAACUAUAACCCUCCAAAAGAUGAUGGAUCAACCUAUAAGAUUGAACUUGAAGGGAUAUCGGUAAUGGUUAUGAGAGAGAUCCUGGAUUACAUCUUCAGUGGGCAGAUCCGGCUGAACGAGGAAACCAUCCAGGACGUUGUGCAGGCCGCAGACCUGCUCCUGCUGACGGAUCUUAAAACUCUGUGCUGCGAGUUUUUGGAAGGCUGCAUUGCUGCCGAGAACUGCAUCGGUAUCCGAGACUUUGCACUUCAUUACUGCCUGCACCACGUCCAUUACCUGGCCACGGAAUACCUGGAGACGCACUUCCGAGAUGUCAGCAGCACAGAAGAAUUCCUAGAACUGAGUCCUCAGAAGCUUAAAGAAGUGAUUUCUCUUGAGAAGUUAAACGUUGGCAACGAAAGAUAUGUAUUUGAAGCAGUCAUUCGGUGGAUAGCGCAUGACACAGAAAUAAGAAAGGUCCACAUGAAGGACGUCAUGUCAGCACUCUGGGUUUCAGGGUUGGACUCCAGCUACUUGCGGGAGCAGAUGCUGAGUGAGCCGUUGGUCCGCGAGAUCGUCAAGGAGUGCAGCAACAUCCCGCUCAGCCAGCCGCAGCAGGGCGAGGCCAUGCUCGCCAGCUUCAAGCCCCGGGGGUACUCGGAGUGCAUCGUGACCGUCGGUGGCGAAGAGCGGGUUUCACGGAAGCCAACAGCGGCGAUGCGAUGCAUGUGCCCCCUUUACGACCCUAACAGGCAGCUUUGGAUUGAACUGGCCCCUUUAAGCAUGCCGAGAAUUAACCACGGAGUCCUCUCAGCAGAGGGAUUUUUAUUUGUGUUUGGGGGCCAAGAUGAAAAUAAGCAGACCCUGAGCUCAGGAGAAAAGUAUGACCCAGAUGCAAAUACGUGGACUGCAUUGCCACCAAUGAACGAGGCAAGACACAACUUCGGAAUCGUGGAGAUAGACGGAAUGCUGUACGUGCUGGGGGGAGAAGACGGUGAGAAAGAGCUCAUCUCCAUGGAGUGUUACGACACUUACUCUAAAACCUGGACAAAGCAGCCUGAUUUGACCAUGGUUAGAAAGAUCGGCUGCUAUGCAGCUAUGAAAAAGAAAAUCUAUGCCAUGGGUGGAGGCUCCUAUGGAAAACUCUUUGAGUCUGUGGAGUGUUAUGACCCGAGGACCCAGCAGUGGACGGCGAUCUGUCCCCUGAAAGAGAGAAGGUUUGGAGCGGUAGCCUGUGGAGUAGCCAUGGAACUGUAUGUGUUCGGGGGCGUCAGGAGUCGCGAGGACAUCCAGGGGGGCGAGAUGGUGACUUGCAAGUCGGAAUUCUACCACGACGAGUUUAAAAGGUGGAUCUAUCUUAAUGACCAGAAUUUAUGCAUCCCCACCAGUUCCUCUUUUGUUUAUGGAGCCGUACCCAUAGGAGCCAGUAUUUAUGUCAUCGGAGAUCUUGACACAGGUACCAAUUACGACUACGUGCGGGAGUUCAAAAGGAGCACGGGGACCUGGCACCACACGAAGCCCCUGCUGCCCUCCGACCUCCGCCGCACCGGCUGCGCAGCCUUGCGUAUUGCCAACUGCAAGCUCUUCCGCCUGCAGCUGCAGCAAGGCUUGUUCCGGAUCCGUGUUCACUCCCCUUGAAGAGGACGCAGAGCAGCAGCAGAGCUCCUGACCAAGCGCCGUGACACGGCUCCGUGCGGGGACCGGAGGUGGCAGCCGAACCUUGCUCUGCGCGCCGGCCUUUGUGUGGUAACUCUGCUGGUUUGCUGUCGCUCGGCAGCCUGGGCCUCAGCUCUUGCUGGGGAGAACCGGUGUCUGCCGAGAAGCUCCUGGGAGGACUCGGUUCCUCCCACAGAUGUGUCUGUAGACCCCCCGGGGCUAGUCACUGUCAAAGGAAAAGGGAAGUGGGAAUCGGUAUGCUGUAAAAUAUCCAAGUUAGAAUACUAAGGUGCAUUCUCCCUGGAGGGAACCUGUAUCCGGCUUUGGUAAACAAACAAACAUCCGUAUAUGCAACUCAACAUAUCCAGACAUACCAAGAUUGCUUUUCUACCGCACUUGGGAGGACAUCCUAUGCCUAACUCUGCCCAACAAGCUGAGGUUUGUGCCUGCAGUGUUAGCUUGGACUCCAGGCCCACUUACUACUAGUACUCUGUCCUAAGAACCUUUUUAACAUUGUGUUGUGAUGAAUGGAAACUAAGGUAAAAUGUCUCCUUUAUGACACUCUAUCUUAGUAACCUGAAGAGGCGACCCAUGAAUGCGUCAGGUGGCAGGCCUCCCAUGAGCUGGAGGGGAGUUGCUGGCUUCUGUCUUAACUCCGAUGAGCGGGUGCCAGGCCGCCACUCCCGGGGUGGCGCGCUCCGAGCGGUGCAGGACCUCGUGCCCUGCCCUGCUCCCGCCCCCGCGCAACCAAAACCACUUUAUAAAGAUGAGGAUGUUCGGAGGCGACUUUAUAGAAGAAGGACCUGGGUCGGGUACCUAAUACAGGUCUGCUGUGACCAAAAAAAAGAAAAAAGAAGAGAAACCUGUCCAGAGAAGAUAUAUAGGGAUCAAAAACUUUUAAAAACAAUCUGUCUGAAAGCACACACAGUCUUGUUUACUACUGUUUAGGGUUGGAAAACGUGUCUUAGAGUGAAAAUCCAUGUCAAGAAUCUAGACUUUGUAGCAGAAUUUUCUCAGUGCCGUUCACUAGUACGAGUUUUAGACAAAUUACAAGUAAGGUUUAGCUGGUAGAAUCAACUACCUCAACUUAAUUUCGUUCUGUUCCUAGUCGAGUGAAUUAAUCCUUUCCUCCUCUGCUCGCUCUCACUCCCGGGUCGGCGCCUCUGCCCCGCUGCCCGUGGGGGGAGGACGUCUGUCACCAGUGGCGCUCACCUUGUGAGACGUUUUGUUUUCCAUUCAAAUUCUGCCACCGUGGUGUGGAACCAGGGGCUUCGGUGUGCUUGAUUACUUCAUAAUUUGAAUUUAUGCACUCUCGGAUUUCCGGUCAGUUUAAUAUGGAGCACCUCAUUUCGGAUUGUUUUCUACAGCCCCCCACCCCCAGUAUACAGAAGCAGCAGCAUUUGAUUUUAAAGAUUAACAAAGGUAUCAAUGUAUCAUUUGGUUCUAAUUUGAGAAGAGGAAUUUCUUCUAGAAACUUCCUGCAUGCACUGUUUGUGUGUUUUUCCCGUGCCUGUGAACCAUGGCUUGUGCUUUCCCACCCACGGACAGUGGAAGGGGAACCUGCCCCCGGUUUUGUUUCUCACACCUCUUCGAGGUCAGUCCCCGCGCUGGAACAGCUGCCGAGGAGCCUUGCCAGUGGACCUUCUAGGGACCGUGUGUGUCCACUGUAACUCUCCACCCUGGCCCAGGAGGUGGGUCAGAGAAGGUGUGAGGUUGUCAUUGUCUCUGUCGGUGGCACGAGGCCAGGGUUGCACGGCCGAGCUUGGUUCGGAAGGCAGAGCCGGCCUCGUUGCUUCGUACUGGCUGCCGGUCCGUUGUCUGCACACUUUCUUCCCAGAUACCCUGGAUGUCUUUUAAUCAGAGCUGCAAAUGGCCACUGCAGCUUUUCACAACGAGACGCUAGUUUUAGAGGACACACAUGGCUGAAAAGUGAAUUCUCUGUGGUAAAAUGCCCCGUACGAAACAGAACCUUGGCCUUGAGAAGCCACAACUGAGGUACAUUGAAGUAGCAGCUGCUGUCCUGUUCAAGCCGUGACAGGUAGCAAUUCCCUUUUCUUCACUUUCUGAAGUUUCAGGUCCUUCCCCGUCCACACCAGGCCUCUCCGAGGAAACAGGUCAUUGUUUGGGAGUGAAUGGGUCCCUGUUGCAAUAUUACCAGUGCCUGCAUAACCCAGUCAAUUCAUUUUAUAAAAAUAGUUCUUUUUUUUUUUUUUUUCUAAUUCAGUUCAUUGACAACUGUAGCUGCAGAAAUUAGGUAGUAUUUUUUAAAUAUAUUUGCCACAUAAUAUGGGAUGCAAUAACCAACAAAAGCUGCUAAGUGCCAAACUGUUAUUUUACUAUAUAUAAACAUAAAAAUACUAUGUUGAAGUAUAGGGAUGUAUUUAAUUUUAUUAUGUUCCAAAAUUAAUCAUGAUUCUUGGUAAAUUACAGUUAUUUCAGUAUUGUGAAAUAAAUUUUAACUCAUUUCACACAGGUUUGUGUUUUAACAUUCCGCUUAGGCCUUGAAACAUCCUUUCUUGAUAAAUUUUUGAUACUUCUUUUUCCAUAAGGCACUUUUACCAAGUGUAUGUUGGAAUUAGCGGCAAAAGAAUCGAUCUCAAAAUUUUAAAUACAGUAUCUUUGGGGGAAGUGCAAUUUAUUUUCAUUGUCCCACCAAGAGAAGGAAAGUUGUCUCAGGUUAGAAUGAGUGACUAUUUAAAGGAUCUCUUUCAGGCUACGGUAUAAAGUAGGUUUGUUUGUUUCUUUGUUUAAUACAUCCAAAUAUAGAUUUUUUUCAAAGAUUUAAGAGUUUAAUUCAAAAUGAAGUCUUUAUUAUUUUGUAUGUAUAUGAUAGUGCUUAUAUUCUGUGAGAGGUAAAAAGUGUGUGUGAGAUAGAGAGUGUGUGUGUGUGUGUGUGUGUGUGUGUGGGCGAGAGAGAGAGAGAGAGAGAGAGAGAGAGAGAGAGAGAGAGAGAGAGGUGACUUGCUCAGUCUGUUUGUACAUGUUUACUUUUGGAAUUGCCGUUCCAAACUACUUAUAUUAUUGUCUCCUGGUGCUUCAGAUAAAUUCUUGAGCCUGUGGCCCUUCAGUUAAUACUACUGUGUUAAACUCAUGUUGAGUGUGUAUAUUGACAUAGCCUUCAUGUUUCUCUCCUUGAGUGUGUUAAACAGUAUUUACCAACAAGUAAGUUGGUGUGCUGCGAAGAUUUAGCCCAAGAAAUUCAGAAAUUCAUUGUUUCUUUCAUUCGUUCCUUCUUUCAUUGCCGUGAGGAGUUGAUAGCUAGCAGUAGGCUUUUGUCAAUCUGUGCAACAACCAAAAAAGAAUAUUUAGGGCCUGUUGGGCCUGUUGUUUGUCUCUAAGUGUUCUCUUAUCCUGCACUACCACUUUAAUGAUGGCACUUUCUUCGGUGAUGCCUUGCAAGUGCCGUUUUUGUCAUUUAUGAGUGGGGAGUUCCCUAGGCAACGCACAGGAAAGGCAUCCUUCGUGUGGACAUGGGAAGACAGGGCCCCUUGGCUGCAGCACUUCAGUAACUCAGGGCGGCAAGUUAGGUUUUUGGAGAGACGUGUUAGCUGCCUUGGUCCGUUGGGAUUCCGUUCGGUGCAUUCCUGCUUCAGUGCACCAAACCAGGGAUCCCCAAAAGUUUUCCAAGGAGCGCUAAAAGCACUGCAGUAUUAACUUCCAGAAUGUUGGCUCUCUUGAGUCAGAAGGAGGCUGCCUGUGGUCAGAAGACGUGAUUAUCUGGAAAAAGAAUGAGACAGCACUUCCACUGCAUCAGUUUUAAAGAUGCUGGAGCCCCCUGGCAGGGCACCCUGUGGAAGGGAAGGGAGGGGCGAGGCCGUGAGCCUUGGGGAGAGGAGAGCCCCCGACGGGUGCAGAGAAGCCCACCCCGAAUUCGAUCAGCCAUGUUGACUGAGCGUUUUCUCAGACCUCCGCUUGGGUUUCUGGUGAGCCCAGCAUUGAGGCAGAUGAAAUACUGCAAACUCCCUGUGGGCAGGGACGCCGUCUCAGUCUUUUGCUAAUCCCAGUGCUUGACACGCAGGAGGUAGUCAGUACAUGUUUGACCACCGAUUAGAGUGUCCUCAUGAUCCAGGCGCUGGUCUUCAGCGCCCUGAAAAGGACUUAGCUGCAAAGGAGAUUUUAAAUGAGGAACGUGGUACACAGAUGGGCUGGGCUCGUCAUCCAGAGCAGGAAACCAGGCCAGACUAAAACAUGCCUGGCCUCUGGGACACACAGCUCCGUGGUCCCAUGUUCUGCAGGAUUUUUCAGACCCUGCACGCAGCACGCCUGAUGAUUUAAUGCACAUUUAAUGGUGGGUUUCGUUUGCUGCUUUUCACCCGGGUCAGAGUCCCCUCCAGAACAUAACUGCUUUGAUGUCGCAUCUCUCGUGGGGCAGUGCUCUCCGUAGGGCAGAGGCCCAGUAGACACAGCUCCACUCCCCACUUCCGAUGUGAGUGGACACCAACCGCAGGAUCAGGUCUUCGAAUGAUCCUUUCCUGGUGAGUCUGUUAAACAGUCACUUACUUUUCUAGGUGUACCAGUUUUUUUGCUUGGUUUUUGUUUUUUGCCACACCUGUGGCAUGUGGAUGUUCCCGGGCCAGGGGUGAAACGUGCACCACAGCCGUGACCCCAGCCGGGAUCCUUGACCCGCUGGGCCGCAGGAGAACUCCUAGGCCUACAGGUAUUUUAAUCAUGGAAUGAUCAUUUGUGGUAUAACUUAAACCCCCAACAUACCCUUUGUAAGUUGCACAAACAUAAACUAAACGAUCUUUGGCUUUCUUUGUCAGUCAGCCAUAGGAAAUUUGAGAACUUUCCCAAGUCCUAAGAAUGAAAGUGGUGUGUGUGUGUGUGUGUUUGAAGGAGAAGUCAUUUUUAUCUUUGAAGAGCUGAAGCUUCAUUUAUACUCCCUUUCUUAGCACGUGUUAUCAGCAAGGGGAAAGAUGCUGUGUCUUAGGAUGCUGAGAGCAUUUUGCUAGCUUCCUGGUCAUCCCUAGAGCGGUCUUUACAGCUGGUUGUGGAAACCGUAGACAUGCACGGUACAGGGGUGAGGACACCCCGCUUGCCCACCACUGAGAAGAACGUGAACUCGGGUUCAGUCUGUCCUGCCUGCUAACAUGAAGUCUCAGUCCUAUUGGGCUGGAGACUUCCUCUAUAUUUUUGGCAAGCCAGCCGGUAAAAAGUCUACAUUUUUUUGUAUUUGAAUUUCAAGCACAUCUCAGCUUUGUCUCAUCGCAAAUGAGACAUCCGGCACGCUCAGAUAGGACAGUCAGUUGCAUACCAUUCAGGAAAGUUAAUUCUUGUCCAGUUCUGUCAUCGAAGUUCUCUGAGCGCUCUUCCCUUUCCUACGAAAUCAGUUAUCUGACGCAUAAAGCAACAUUGCGUAAGGAUCUCGUGAGACAUGUCUCUUGCCUUUUCUUUUUGUAUUUUGAGAUAAAAACUAAUCUUUUAAAAUUGCUAAAUUGAAGUUUGGGCUAAUUAUGUGUGUGUGUGUGUGUGUGUGUAUUUUUUUAAUUUAUUUAUUUUAUUUUAUUUUUUUGCUUUUUAGGGCAACACCCGCAGCAGAUGGAAAGUUCCCAGGUUAGGGGUCAAAUUGGAGCUGUAGCUGCCAGUCUACACCACAGCUCACAGCCACACCGGCUUCUUAAACUGACUGAGCGAGGCCAGGGAUCAAACCCGCAUCCUCCUGGAUCCUAGUCGGGUUCGUAAACUGCUGAGCCACAAAGGGAACUCCGGGCUAAUGACAAUUUUUGAUACCGAUGUCCUCGUGGCCCUAUAGAGUUAAUUCUGAAAUCGCUGUGACUUGAAUUAGAGAACACGCAGGUAGGAAGGGUGACAGCCGGGAGAGUGGGCUACACACUGCCGGAGGUGACGUGCGGAGGCUUCGCCGUUUCACGUGGCCCGUGUAGACCAGCGACGCCUUCAGCUAAUUCAGAUCCCAAGUGGAUGCAGGUCCGUCUUUCUUUCUGCUUGGUGAAUUACACGUCUCAGACCUUUUUUUUUAGCAUUUCAGUACAAGUUGUUGGCUUUUAAGUAUCUUAGUUUUAUUAUUCUCACCCACCAGUCACGAAGAAGGUGUACCUUAGAACCUGGGCUUACAUUUUUUCCAAGUUAAACUGAGGAACUUGGCGGCUGAAAGAUGACUGCAAGCAGUUUGCUUUAUCAUGUUUCCUGUUUAAUUGGAGGAGAAUUACACAUGCACUUAUUCCCUGGUUCCGCGUGUUUAUAGGAAAAACCGUUCUCAGCUACCUCAUUAUGUAGUGUUGUGCUUGAUCCGCUGCCAGUUUAGAAGAAUUCAACACAUUCUGUCCUUUAACAAAAGCCUGGAAGCAAAGCAGUAAGCGGCCUUGACGAAUACAAUUCUCUAAGGCGUAGUUUCCAUUUUACCGCCUCUUUUUUUUUUUUUUUUUAAUAGGCACUUUUAAUCAGAAGGAACAAUAAUUCUCCUAGAGCUGCUGCAAAGUGAUUACUUGAAACUCGACUUGAACUUUAAAGAGUCUUUACAAGGCUGUGUUUUCAUAACGUAGAAAAGCUGUAUAUUUAAACGCCACUGCUGUGUGGCAAAUAGACGGCUUCAUUGCCAUCCUCGGUGGGAUCAGACAGGAGACAUUUUUUUUCUCUGUAAUUGGACCCAGUGCUUGGAAUUUUGAUGCGUGGGGCCACUGUGUUUCAUUUUCUAUAAGGUGCUACGGAUAGCAUUUUAAGGAUCUCUUGAGUGUUUUCGUGAAUUUGUUUCCCAAGAAUCUUAAUUUUGAUGGAAGCAGAGGGCUCAUCACAAAGCUCCUGUCCUCUUUUAGUUCUCACAACCUGGGGUUUGAAAAGGAAACACUGGCGUGUUCCCAAAGUGCAGGUUUGAGGUGACCGAACAACACAGUAUCGAAGUAUACUUACCAUCACGAGCUAUCAGCUUCGGUUUGUGUCCGUGGAGCGUCCCCAGCUUCCCCCUGCAGCGCCUCUACAGGGCACACGUGGGCGCUGUCCGCCCCGCAUGUGUCAGCUUAGCUGGGGGGUAAGUUAGGGGCAGCUGUGGGGGCAUCAGUUCUUAUAGACAGACCCCUCCUGGGGGUGAUUUCUUCUAGGAAUUACCCGGUACCACUCAUGAUCAAAAGAGAUAUGCCCCUUCCUGAAAACUUAGUGUACGAGGCGUAACUUCCAUACUGGGUAAGAUCUAAAACCUUAACUGCCCCUGUGCAUGAAUGAGAGAUCACAUUUAUGCUCGUGCUUUUUAGACGAAAGGGCUUGCUGCCGACGGCAGAGUUCAGCUAAGUUCUCCUCGGGUGGCAGCACGUCCAGCAUCAGUCACGGGGGAUCCCCCCGAGUGGUUUCCUGAGAAACGAGGCUCACCCGUCGAAAGCCCCAGCUUUCCCAUUUUAGUUAUUUUUGAGGACAGUGUCUGUAAAUGGGCCAUGUCCUGUCCCAGGCGAGCCCAGUGGUCAUGAGCACCCGUGGGUCUCGCUGCAGGUGCACGUGGGCUUGAAGACGCCGACUGCUCUGUGAGCUUGGAAGCCCUUUGACCCUGAGGCUCCAGCUCUUCCCUGUACAAGCAGGUAACAGGUGUUUCCCUGCCAGGCUUGCUGAGAGGGGGCAGCAGAGUGAGGAAGGUGAGAACUGGGCCACUAAAGACCGUGGCUGCUGCUGCCACCCACCAGCCUGGAGUGACGUAUGCCGUCAGCAGCUUUGGGGCCCGCACUGCCUGCCCCCAGCCACUCUGGCCUCAGCGCCCUGUCAUUCUCCUGUCUGCCACCCCAGGGUCCACUAGUAUGUGUGCGUUUGCUUUUACAAAUUUAGUUAAUUUCUGGAUCCGUGAUUCUGCUCUGCUUCUCCAAUACCUAAAUUCACAAUAACUCUAGAGAGUAGAAACCCCAAAAUACAUGUUUAGAAUGUUUAGAGUGGUCAUAAAUAUCUCUUAUUUCAGGAUUUGCCUAAUGAAGUACUCUAAUAUUUAAAACUCUUUCCUGAAGUUGGAAUUUUCUUCUUUCCUUGAAAUAUCAAAGGUAGUUGUCUUCAUUGGUCAGAUAAGGAUAUUUUAAGACCUCUGUUUGAGAUCAGUAGACCUAAACGAUGCUUUCUAAGCUUGGAUGUUUUUUGGUUUUUUGGUUUUUUUGCUUUUUAGAGCCACCUCACAUGACACCUGGAAGUUCCCAGGCGAGAGGCCGAAUCGGAGCUAUAGUUAUUGGCCUACACCACAGCCACAGCAACGCGGGAUCUGAGCUGCAUGUGCAAUCUACACCACAGCUCAUGGCAAUGCCAGAUCCUUAACCCACUGAGCGAAGCCAGGGAUCAAACUCCCAUCCUCACGCAUCCUAGUCGGGUUUGUUAACCAUUGAGCCAUGAAGGGAACUCCUGAGCUUGAAUGUUAUGUGAAACUUAAAAACAAACUUUAUGUUGUAUGUGUGUGUAAUUUCUGUACCUUCAGAUAAAGAAGGGUUAUUUAAGAAACUGAUCCCCAAAGUGAACUGGUUAAUCCUUUUAUAAAAUCCCUUCCUCUCCAGUUCAGAUCACAGACUGGCGGAUUUAGCAGGUACGUGACAUACCCAGCUUAUCUUGAUUUCAGUUAGACAUUUGAUAAAGUCAUUCCUGGUAUUUUUGUGAUUGAGAAAAGGAAGUAGAAGCAGACGUGAGAGGGCUGAGAAGUACCGGGCAGCGCUGACCCGAUCGCAGCCUUGGCGUCGUCGGUGGAGCCACUCGAGCAGUGUCUGUUUUUAACGUUUUCAUUAGUAACUUGUGUAAAAAUACAGACAGCAGAGGAAAGUGGUGGCGGAAUUCAGCGCUGGGUGCCAGGCUCUGCAGUGCUUUUUACAGUCUAAUCACGUGGCUAAGUGUAGCCUCAUGUCCAGGUUCAGAGAAGAUGGUUCCCAUGUGAAGGGGAGAGAAAGAGCGGGGCAGGCGGGAAUCGCGGAUCAUGUGAACAUGAGCCAACCGCUUCACCCAAGCCCGGUGCCCUGGUCUGCGUGGGGGCGGGAGCCAGAAAGGUGGCUCUGCAGCUUCGCGCACGCCGGGCCCCCGGGCCCCGCACCUCCGCCAGAGAGGCUGAGCCAGCCUCGAGGCCACCUGGAGGAUGGCAGCUGGGUUGGCGGCCAGGCUCCGGCCCUCGGGACGAGCAGAGCGCCUCGCUCAGGCCACCAGACAAAAGCUGUAGAGGCAGGACGUGUCCAUCAGCUUCAGAACUGUCACCGAGAGUUGCCUGGUAAGACAACGGGCCCUGCAGCGCUGGGCUCAGCUCCGAGGGCCAUCCCCUCGGUGGCCCCCAGCGCCCGGGACUGCCAGGGUCUCGGUGUCAGCGAGAGGAGUCCUGCUUGGUGCCAGGAGAGGGGUCCCAGUCCGCAAAGCUUCUUGCAGACAGGAGGUUGGGCGAGCAGGUUAGUGACAAAGUGGGAAGGCGAGCAAGGCUCGUCCUCUAACUCGCACCUUGUCUUUGAGAGGCGUCUUUGUCCUUUCGCCAUGCCACCCCCCACCCCCCGCCGCCCGGUCCCGCUGCCCCCCCCCACUCACCUUCCCUUGACUCUGGCCACAGCUGCAGCAGCAGAACCCUCAGAAACAAACAUAUUUCUAGAGAUCGCCCUCAAACCGUGCUGUCACCUAGAACAGUGAUUCCUGCUUUCUCUGUGCUGUUUUUCCUAAAUCUCUCAGGAUCUCUGCAGGCUUAGGAAAGCUGCCGAGUGACCAUCUUUUCAGCAGGGCCUGGCUGCCCCCGGGGCCUGAGAGGCUGUCAGGGGAUGGGCGGGGGCAGCCGGCUGGGCCGACCUCUUCCAGCCCCUCCACCUCCAGGCCUGGGUCCCCUUGCUGGAGGGUUACCGUGUCAUCCCUUAGAGGCGUUGCCAGAGGACCGGCCUCCCCUCGGGCUCUGCCUCUCCUCCUUCUCUGACCACCCCCACCCCCACCCCAUCCCCCUCAGUCUCACUCCUGGUUCUGGAGGGAGAGGGAGGGUGUCACUCCCCCGUCUGAGUCUGAGUCUCUUCCCCACUCCACCUGCCCCAGAGCAGAGGGAACAAGUGGGGACCAGGGCACCCCCAGUUCCCGUCCAGGUCCAGGUUCUGGUCUUAGGGAGGGAGCUGUGUGCUCUGCUCUCCCAGGCAUGUGGGUUUUCUCCCCAUCUCCUCGGUGUCUGCACCGUCGAAUAACCUGUUUGGACCAGUGUUCAUUCUCUUCCCCGCGUCCCCUUCUGCCCGCACAGGCUGCAGGUGGAGCCUCCUUGCUGGGCCGCCGAGGAGCUCAGUCAGGUGGAAGGAGAUGGUUUGGGUCAUGUGUUGAGAGCGCCCUGACUUACAGGCUAAUCCCGACAUCGCGUCCCACCGUCUCACCCCUUCCCUCUCCCAGCCUGGUUUUUUAACUGCUUGAAUUAUGUGUCCCCCAAAAAAGGCAGGGGAGACUCUUCUGGUGCCCCAGACCAUUAUCCUAAAAAUACUUGGAGAAAGGCGUUCUUCCGGGAGCCGCCGACCUGGCCUUUGCGACCAGCACUUUCUGCUGCCAGGGAGCCAGGCGGGUCACCCCGGGCAGCUCCCAGAGGCUGCACCACUCUGCCCCUCCCGGGUGAGAACGGGGGGCGGGAGGGGGACCGGGGCCUCCCCCAGCCCCCCGCGUGGCCAAGUGCAGCUUUGAGCUCCUUCAGCAGCUUGACCAGAACAGCCUCCCCGAGGCCCGAGUUGCCCCCCGCCCCUUCCCCAUCUGCCCCCGAGGUUCUCAGGGCUCUGUCCUGGAGCCAGACAGAGGGGCUCCAGACGCCGCACGCACUACCUCAGCACCCGGCCUUCAGGCGCCACGCAGGCCCCACGGCGUCUGCCACCCCCCGUGGGUUCCUGAGAGCAGGGCAAGGCUGUGUCUCCUCUCCUUUAGCUCUGACUUCAGAACCCACUGCACUCCCAGCUGAGACUAAAAUCAGACACCAGAAUUGCUUGUGUACGAGAAGAGAAGCAUCUUCUCAUGGCUUUUUUUUCAAAAGGAUUUUUUUGCUUCAGAAGAAACUCCAGAAAAUAAGUGUACUCUUGUCAUCUCUGCAUUCGCUCGUUGAAUUUGACUCUUUAUGCUUUUUGUAAAAAAUUACGUAGGAUCUGGUACGUGGGGCCAAAGGGUGUCAUCACCUUAAAAAUAAGCCUCCAAUUUUGGUGAGUUUACAGCAUCGUUUUCCUGUAGGGGAACCUGCAUGUGAUAGUUGCGCAUGACAUCGGAGAUCACCAGAUUCCACGAGGAGAUACUUUAGGGUGGGAAGUGUAUUAAGUGGCCUCUGGAUGAGAAAAGUGCGGGCCGGUUAGCAAUGCUCCCCUAAUUAAUUGAGCGUCAGUGGCGUUGUCUGCUGAUGGGAUUCUCUCAUUUUGACUCACUUAUAACCCAGCUUUUGUGUGGUUCCUCCUUCCUGUCCCCCUUCACGUCGCUAGUGACGUCGUGACACUUGUUCCACUCUGAAUCGUACCAUUUGUGCAUUGUGACGACCAUGAAAAAUAACCAUGCUUUCGGCAGAACUUUGGAACACCCGUUAGAGCCCAUUCUGCAGUUGCAGCAGCGGAGCUGGGAGGGAUCCGUGGAUUAAACAAGAGCCCCUCCCUACCCCACCCCUUCACUCCCCGCUCCUCAGACACUGGCUUUUAGGAGCCCCUCAAGCAGGCUCUGGCAGACUUCGCUUUCUCACUGUGCGUUCCUGGUGACAGAGAUGCGUGUCCCUGUCUGUGAACCAGGUCCAUCCAUCACUCAUUCUAAACGUUUUCUAUCACCAGGGCCGUCUUCUGCUCCGAGAGAAGACGACCAAGAGAACUCCUUAAAACAGGACUGUAAAUUCAGCUUGACCCUCCCAAGUUCAGGGCUCACCUUCACAGCAGGCUCUGGUCCAGCAGAACCACCAGCAACCCUCCCGUUGACGGGUUGUCUGCAUGGGACCAGCCGCUGUACGUGACGGUCACCCUGGUCAGGUUGUAGCACACUCUCGAUUCGUCUUUUUGAUGCUUUUAAUACCAUGGCGUCCUUGAGUACCGACUUCCCGAAGUUCCGUAUCAGAAUUCAUCCUCUUAAACACAGAUCUUUGCUUAGUUAGUGUAUCUCUUAGUUUCUGACAUGGUGUGCCUAUAGAAUAGCUUUUUAAUUUAAACCCUGCAGCUCUUAUUAUCUGGUAAGGGUCCAAGUUGAGCAGUCUACGUUGACGUGUACCUAGAUGAGGUUAUGUUGUGUGCACUGAGGGAUCCAGAUUUUUAAAGAAAGACCUGCUGCUGAGAAAACCGGAGCUUUGCAAUGCGCUAUAUACAUAAGCUAGACAGAAGACAUGAUGUAGAAAGUUUAAACUCUUUGAAGCACUGGGAAGUUGCAACCUGUAGAAUUAGACUCCCCGCAUUCAGUAGGAUAGCAGAGAAAUAAAUUGCGGUGAUGUGCUUUCAUUGAAACGUCCUGUCUCCAGCAUCCUCUGGUCCAAGUGGAUUCGUUUGUUCUGCAGAAGUAAUUUUCUAUUCCGUUGCCGGUAUGACAUUUUCGUGAUGCUGAAGUAAUUUGGACUUAGUAACCUUUCUUACCAAGUCGCUUUAUGGUUUACAAAUAAUACUGAUGCAAAGAGGGUGUGUUAACUUCUUGAAUUAAGUAGCACGUGCUUUGUUUACCUGCUUCAUUUGAUUGUGGGGUAACCGUGGGGUUGAUCCCGUUUCACGAGCACAGGGUUUGUGCUUUGGGGACAUACUGCAAUUGUGCUGUUCUCUUGUACCAAGGAUCAGUGAAAGUGUUUUAUCUUUUUUAUGUAGUUUGUAUCGACGGGCUUUUAUAACUGUAAGAAAACAGAAACAGAGUGUUGUAUUUUGAUCUGAAAUUUGUCUAUGGUAAAGUAAAUUUUGUUUUAUGUAUCGGAAGUUCAUUUAAAACUUGAAAUAUUUUCUAGAAGGGUACCGAACAAGAGAAUCGUCUUUAAGCUGUUUAAUUCGCCUAAUAAAACACUUCGAUGGGGAAGGCA
Molecule: messenger RNA, 14895 nt
Organism: Sus scrofa (pig)
Lineage: Eukaryota; Metazoa; Chordata; Mammalia; Artiodactyla; Suidae
Gene: GAN
Product: gigaxonin
Biological process (GO): cytoskeleton organization
Molecular function (GO): protein binding
Source: RefSeq, a predicted model, not a curated record